AUGGGAGGAAAGAACAAGCAACGGGGGAACGUGAAUGGGAAUGGGAACAUCGAAGAACAUAAUCUCGAGGAAACUAACAACGAUGGCACCGAUGAAAACUCAAACGAAUCAAAAGCCAAAAAUAAUAACAACAACAACAAGCAAGGUAACGUAGUGAUAGUGUUGGGAGUUCACCUUCAUUGUCAAGGUUGUGUUGAAACGGUCGUGAAAUCGCUGAGGGGAUUCGAUGGCGUCGAAGAAAUAGAACCAAACACAAAGGAUCAUCGUGUGAUCGUGAAAGGCAAAAACGCCGACCCUAUCAAAGUCGCAGAGCGUCUUAGGAAAAAGUCUGGAAAGCAUGUUGACCUUAUUUCUCCUAUACCCAAGAAACAACAAGAAAAGAAGCAACAAGAGAAGAAGCCAGAGGCACCGAAGGUGGUGGAGAAAGUGUUGAAGAUGUACUUACACUGUGAGGGUUGCGCCAAAGAAGUUAAGCAUUGCCUCCACAAGAUGCAAGGAGUACAAACUGUGAACAUUGAUAUGAAGGCAUCCCAUUCGCAUGUAAUAGUGAAAGGUAGUUUUGAUCCAAAUGAUCUAGUGGCGUACAUUAGCAAGCGAGCAGGAAGGCAUGCGGAGAUAGUGAAUGUAAAGAACAACCAAAACAAGAAUAAGAAUGAGGGAGGAGUAGGAGGUGAUCAACAACAAAAGGGGGAGAAUGAUCAUAAUUGGAAUGGGAAGAAAGAAAAAGGAAAUGAUCAUAAUAAUAAUAAUAAGAAGAACACUAAUGGGUUUGCAUACCCACAGGUUCCUCCGGAACUUGUUUAUGCGCAAGAUCUAUUUAGCGAUGAAAACCCUAAUGCAUGCUCCAUCAUGUAG
Molecule: messenger RNA, 855 nt
Organism: Lactuca virosa
Lineage: Eukaryota; Viridiplantae; Streptophyta; Magnoliopsida; Asterales; Asteraceae
Source: the annotation of a GenBank genome assembly